AUUACCGUGAUUCGAGUAUGCCCGACUCUCCCGACACUAAGAACGCAAGUACGACUGCGGCAUCCCCAGCCACCUCUCUUGCGCCAUCUAUGGGCCAAAUGACACGAUCUCUAUCCACAGGCAGUAGCAAUUCAGGAAUGAAUGGGUCUCAUUCCCCUCAUAGUAGCGUGAAUGGUCGCACCCCAUCCCCGCCUGCGGUGGGUAACUCCGCCUCAAUGCAGCAGCUCCCCCCUGCCUGUGGGGCAAGGCAACUCAGCAAACUAAAACGCUUCCUAACGACUCUACAGCAAUUUGGAUCAGAUAUUUCUCCAGAGAUUGGGGAACGUGUCCGCAGCCUCGUUUUAGGACUAGUGAAUUCUCACCUCUCCAUUGAAGAGUUCCACUCCAAAUUACAAGAGGCGACCAACUUCCCUCUGAGGCCAUUUGUCAUCCCCUUUUUAAAGGCAAAUUUACCUCUGCUUCAGAGAGAGUUAUUGCAUUGUGCAAGAGUUGCCAAACAGACCCCUCAACAAUAUCUUGCCCAUAAUGAACACAUACUUCUGGACACCUCACACUCUCCAACUGAAUCUCAGGACAUUAUAACAGAUAUUAAUGAGAAUGGGAAACGAAGAGCAUCCCCCGAUCGGCCAAAAGAAAAUGGCACGGAUACUGCUAGUAUGGAGCCCAUGAACCCUGCCAAACGACCACACACUAUAAGUCCCGCAAACUCCACACAUAUUAGUCCUAAUACUAACUUCCUGAAUAGCGGACCAAUCAGAUUGGAGGAUAUAAGUCUCUCCAGAGAGCUGCGAGAACGUGAGAGAUUAGAACGGGAAAGAUUUGAACGUGAUCGUCUUGAUCGUGACAGAGAUCGUCAUUUUGGUGGAACUUAUGGCGACUUCAGACAAACCUUCCAGAGGCCUGAUGGACUAGAAUGUAGACUUGACCGUAUAGAUGAUGACUGGAAACACGUUGACACAAUGCUGCAUUGUAUAAUUGAUAUGGUGGGCAAAACAAAGAGGGCGCUGAGUGUGCUACAAGAGCGCAGUAUGAAAGAUCGUGAUGAGCUCUCUCUAUGGAUGCGACGCCAUGCGGAAGGUCUAGACCAAGACAUGAAGAAACGGACCAAUGAAAUGAUGGCACAUACAAUGAGGACAACAGAAGAUCGUGUCUGUGAAGUGAAGCGUCGAGCAGAGGAAGCAGUAAAUGAAGUGAAAAGGCAAGCAGUUUCAGAAUUACAAAAAGCUGUUGCAGCCGCUGAGCAGAAAGCGUCAGAACUUGUUUCUGCGGAGAAAAAGAAAAUGGAAGCACAAGUCCAGGAAGCCCGGAAACUGGCACAGGAGGAUAUUCGUUCCAUAAACCAACAGGAAGAGUCGAAUGAGAGUUGCUGGAAUUGUGGGAGGAAAGCAAGUGAGACAUGCAGUGGAUGUAAUAUAGCACGCUACUGCGGGGCAUUCUGCCAACACAGAGACUGGGAAAACCAUCAUAGAGUAUGUGGCCCCUCGGCUACACGCGAGUCACUAAUGACCGCAAAGUCAACAGAAAAUUCCCCUCAUGCCACAACAACUACGUCCGUGACGACAAGCUCAGGCCAACAGGGGGCAGCACGCUCAAGCCCAGUCAUGGUCUCUAGUCCCACAACCUCCACAGCCACAAGACCUGACUCCAGGUCCGCCUCUCAGUCGGGGUCACGGCCAAAUUCUCCACCCUCAGAGUCAAAAUCAUCAGAACAUGAUCGUUGAUUAUAUAAUCAGGGUUGUUUUUAGUCAGGUGAUUAGUAUAUAGGGAGACACCUAGUGUCCAUAUAGGGUACUAAUAACAUCAAAGUGGCGGAAUAUUCAAGCGUGUAAAAUGUUUUGCAUUUAAACAGCUCUAUAGCGCACUGACAGCUGUUAUAGAGUCAGUUUGGCCCUGACUCCACAGUUUAUUCAAUGGGUAACAA
Messenger RNA from Owenia fusiformis, 1921 nucleotides. The record is from the annotation of a GenBank genome assembly. Lineage: Eukaryota; Metazoa; Annelida; Polychaeta; Sabellida; Oweniidae.